UCUCCGCAAUUGUAAGUAGACUGGCAAUACACAAAUGACGUUCGUAGCAAUUAUCGAUCGCGAUUAAAAAUAGUUCCAUAUAAACACUUGUAGCUUUUGCAGUGUGGACACGAUUCGCUGACCAUACAACGCGGAUCAAACAAAAUUAUUAUAACUACGUUUCGCCAAACGCGCGUUCAUUUAGUCUCAGAGACACGACGCGGACAGCGACACAGCGUCCGACUUGCUUGAUUGCUUUUUAAAUUACUUUUAACAUGAUUAAAUCAGUUGUUCUGUUAUGUGCGCUUGGAAUUUGCGGUAAAGUUUUCGGUCUCCAAACGACAACGUACGAGUUAUUAAUGCCUGAUGUCUAUCCACACAGGGAUGAGCUAUACCUCUGCACUCCCAUCCGGAUCUUCCCAGAUAGAAGCUACUCCAUAGUGGGGUUUGAACCGAAUGCGAGCAUGCACACAGCCCAUCACAUGCUGCUGUAUGGAUGCUCAGAACCAGGGUCCAACGAUAGUGUUUGGAGUUGCGGUGAGAUGUCAAGCAAUGAAAUCGACGCACAGUACAACACAGCAAGCCCGUGCCGCUCGGGAUCUCAGAUCGUGUACGCAUGGGCUCGAGACGCUCCGAGUUUGACGCUCCCCGAGGGAGUGGGGUUCCUAAUCGGGAAGAACUCGCCCAUCAAGUACUUGGUGCUGCAAGUACAUUACAUGUCGAAGUUCCCAAAAGGCAAAACGGAUAACUCGGGUGUCUUCCUGAAGUAUACACAAGAACAGAUGCCCCGCCAAGCCGGCGUGUUCCUGCUCGGCACCAGCGGAGCCAUUCCUCCGAAGAAGGUGGAACAUAUGGAGACGGCUUGCACUAUGACGGAGGACAAAGUCAUCCAUCCUUUCGCGUUCCGAACUCAUACUCAUUCCCUCGGAAAAGUGGUAACCGGCUACGUGGUCCGCAAAAACGAGCAGGGCGACGAAUGGACCCUGAUCGGCGAAAAGGACCCCCAGCUACCCCAGAUGUUCUACCCCAUACAAGACCCCUCGCCUAUCAGCAAGGGAGACAUUGUUGCUGCUAAGUGUGUGAUGAAUAAUACUCACGAACACACUGUUAGGAUUGGCGCCACGAAUAAGGACGAGAUGUGCAACUUCUACCUGAUGUACUGGGUGGAGCGCGACACCCCCCUCCAGCAGAAGUACUGCUUCUCGGCCGGGCCCCCCUUCUACUACUGGUCGCGCGCGCCGCAGAACUUCAACCGCAUCCCCGUCCAAGAUAACGCCAAGUACACGUAAACGGGCCGAGUAUGUCUCUCUCACAUUUUGCUACCAAGGGAUGCAAGCAAGCAUAUUUAAGGACAGACCUGAACAGAAUUAUCGAAGCUACACGCAGUGAUGUGUUUAUUUUUAACACACAUUGUUUAAUUUUCAAGUUCUGCUCUCCUGCAGCUCGGCUUAAGAAAAAAAAAUGAUUUAAUUCGGACUUUAAAAAUCUAUAUCUAUAUACCUAAACUUAGACCUUCUGUUGGUUUAAACCUGCGGGUCUUCGGCUUUAUGUGGUUUUACAGGCAGCUGCAAUAGAUAACUGAUUCCCCCUGCAUAGAAAAUUGUUUGCAAGGGGGGUCAUAUAUCUCUGCAGCUGACUCUUCAUUUCGCUUCGUUAACGAUACACUAAACGGUUAAAGGUUUUGAACAGCGAUGUGGCCGAACAUGUAGGUACAGAUCUAGUGCAUAAUUAUAUUCCGUCGUAUUUUCACGUAAACGUACGAACGUGUCUUGCUAUUUCAAACAGUCUCGGUAUAAAAAGUACUGAGGUUGGCUGAAGUAGCAUGACAAAUACGAAAGUUUCCGAGAAAAUACGAUGGAAAACAAUUAUGCACUGCGUUUGUACGUUUAUAUACAAACAAAAUUACACGAUAAGUUGUAUCUGAGAUUUGAAUGUCAAACGUGAAUGUCUUAUAGCAAAAAUUGGCACUGGCUUUAGUUCUAAUACUUAGAGUCGGACCAAGAAAAGUCUGCAGCGGAUUUGAU
Molecule: messenger RNA, 2003 nt
Organism: Cydia splendana
Lineage: Eukaryota; Metazoa; Arthropoda; Insecta; Lepidoptera; Tortricidae
Gene: Phm
Product: peptidylglycine alpha-hydroxylating monooxygenase
Exons: 9
Coding region: 255-1268 (337 amino acids)
Biological process (GO): peptide metabolic process
Cellular component (GO): membrane; extracellular region
Molecular function (GO): oxidoreductase activity, acting on paired donors, with incorporation or reduction of molecular oxygen, reduced ascorbate as one donor, and incorporation of one atom of oxygen; copper ion binding
Source: RefSeq, a predicted model, not a curated record